CAAAAACGUCAUAUUGAAUAGUUUAGUCUCCUAUUCAGUCUCUGCCUAAUCGUCUUUGGUAUAUCGAUCUCUCCAACGGCUAAAGAGCAGCUUGGACAUAUCCUGGAGCCCAGAGUCUCGUUGUAAUCCAGCACUUGUUAUGUCUUCAUAUGAGAUCUUGACUCCUGGACGUGUGGAGCAGUUCAAACGCGAUGGCUACUUAGUCAUCCCAAAAUUUCUAUCCGACGAGCAAGUGAAUGGGCUUCUCAAACGUUCGAAGGAGUUACUUCAAGAGUUUGAUCUUGAAGACCACCCGAUGACUCGAUUCACGACAGGCGAAGAAAACGACGAAAAGAAACACGUUGGUGACGACUAUUUUCUAACUAGCGGAGACAAGAUUCGGUUCUUUUUCGAGGUGGACGCAUUCGGACCAGAUGGGAAGCUCAACAGGCCAAAAGGGCUCUCUGUGAACAAGAUGGGGCACGCUCUCCAUGAACUCGACCCUGCUUUCCGAGCGGUGACUCUGCAGAACGACCAAUUGAAAAAGAUCGCCCGUGAUCUAAAUUUCCACAAGGAUCCUGCGGUUCUACAGAGCAUGGUGAUAUUCAAACAGCCAUCCAUUGGGGGCGAGGUAUCAGAACACAAUGAUUCCACCUUUCUGUAUAGCGACCCACCUUCGGCUCUUGGGUUUUGGUUCGCGUUGGAGAAAUGCACCGCCGAGAACGGUGCUUUAGGCUUCGUUCCUGGAUCGCACUUGACAAUCCCUAUUACUAAGCGUUUUGUUCGCCUUCCUAAAGGUGGAACAGGGUUUGAACAAUUGCGAGAUCUUUAUCAAUUGCCAUCCAAAGGCGACUAUAAACUCGUGACAUGCGAUGCAGGUGACUUGUUGCUCAUUCACGGCUCAGUCAUGCACAAAUCGGAGAAGAAUCUCAGCUUGAAGACGCGCUAUGCAUACACAUUCCAUAUGAUAGAAAGCGCUCCUCAUGCGAAGUGGGAUGAGAAAAAUUGGCUCCAGCCAACAUCAUCAAUGCCAUUCUCCAAACUGUUUUCGGCUUCCUCAGAUGCGUCCUCAUAAACAGGAUACAAAAUCUUGUUUUCUUACAAGUGAUAACUAUCUGUACGCUCAUGCUUUCUCUGCCUUGGGUCCUUUCCUUUUCCUCCUAUGCAAUCUGCGUGAUCUUUGCCCGCCGGAUGAUGGGUUCAGGUGUUAAAUGGCCUAGCUCAUCAAUCAAAGCUGGAAGGAAUGUCCCUGUACCCGGACAUCGGGCCGUUCUCCGGCAAUCUCGGAUGCGAUUGUUAUUGCCAGAACCCUAGCCGAAAUAUAAUCAUAGUUGAGUUUCAAGGAUGGCACUUACCCUGCCACAGCGCCUAGAAGCAUAUCGCCCAGGACAAGUCUGCCAUCAGAUGCAGAUGACUCGGCAAGGCCACGCCUGGCAAGAAUGUUUACGGUUCCACAGUAUGUGGCAAUGGCAGAGCCGACGAUGCAGCCACUAGCUGUAAUCCCUGGUAAUAGAUGGUGGCCGUUACUCAAUUUGAUAACGGAU
Messenger RNA from Cantharellus anzutake, 1523 nucleotides. RefSeq lists its product as uncharacterized. Bases 140 to 1054 code for a protein of 304 amino acids. NCBI's taxonomy places the organism in Eukaryota, Fungi, Basidiomycota, Agaricomycetes, Cantharellales, Hydnaceae. The transcript is spliced from 6 exons. The record is from RefSeq and is a predicted model, not a curated record.